AUGGACGAGCCCGUCCGCUAUGAAUAUGGAAAGUUCAGGUUUGUAGUCAUGGGAAACAUGUUCUCCACAGAACUUAGAAUUCAUCAAAGAUUUGACUUGAAAGGUUCAUCCUUAGGCCAUUCUACUGACAAAGUGAAAAUCGAUGAGAACACGACACUGAAAGACUUGGAUCUGAAUUAUUCAUUUUAUCUUGAGCCUUCUUGGCAGGAUGCUUUGCUUAAGCAGAUUGAGAUCGACAACAAAUUUCUAAAGAAUCAGGAUAUAAUGGAUUACUGUAACAAUGGUAAUGUAGAUGCCAUGAAGGAUAAUUCCGCCUGUAACUACCGAGAAGGGCUGGUUUUGGUGCAGCGAGGGAUCAUCGAUAUCCUACAGGAGUACAACAUGAGGAAGAACAUCGAGCGUGCCUGCAAGUCCAUCAAGUAUAACCCUUGA
Messenger RNA from Aegilops tauschii subsp. strangulata, 432 nucleotides. The record is from RefSeq and is a predicted model, not a curated record. NCBI's taxonomy places the organism in Eukaryota, Viridiplantae, Streptophyta, Magnoliopsida, Poales, Poaceae.